Messenger RNA from Durusdinium trenchii, 7098 nucleotides. Lineage: Eukaryota; Dinophyceae; Suessiales; Symbiodiniaceae. The record is from the annotation of a GenBank genome assembly.
UCAAGACAUAAAGAUGUCAGCAAGCUAGGGCCACCACCUGUCCAAAGCUUGACUUGCACCAGAACAUCAAUGCAGCUCUCAGACGUAGACCGAUUUCCCACUGCGCGGGGACUGAGGUAUGGGGCUGAGCAACAGAUUGCUGUGAACGCAAUGGCUGCUCGCCUCCCUCCAUCGCUUGAGAACUUGGACGAAGUGUGGGCGAAGCUCCAGAAGUCAGAGGACUUGACAAGUGAAAUCCCAGACUCGCGGUGGGACGGCGAUUUCUAUUGUUGCUUGAAUGACGAAGUGCCCGGCAAGGUAUACACCCUGCGGGGUGGCUGGCUACAGGAAAGACUUCUUUUCGGCUUCGACUACAAAUAUUUCCAUAUGCACCGUUCUGAAGCGCAGUCUAUGGACCCCCAGUUCAGGAUGAUGCUAGAGUGCAUUGCCGAGAUGAAGCAUGGCUGGACAACGCCCAACAACGACGGCCGAAUUGCAUGUAUCAUGGGACAAACGUCCAACGAAUAUUUGGCUGCAUCAACUCUCCAUGAGAGUCAGACUCAAACGGGAAGAUUCACAAACACCGGCACGAACACAUGUAUGCUGGGAAACCGUGCUUGCUUUGAGUUCAACUUCCGGGGGCCCAGUUUCACCUGCGACACUGCAUGCAGUUCGGCUCUCUAUGCCACUAUCCUUUGCUGUCAGCAGAUCGAAGAUGGAUGUUGGGGAGGAGUGGCUGGCGGUGCGAAUGCUUGCCUGUUGCCAAUGACUACAAUUGGGUUUUGCAAGGCUGGGAUGCUUAGUCGUUCCGGCCGGUGCAAGAGCUUCGACGCUUCGGCAGAUGGUUAUGCAAGGGCUGAAGGCGCUGGUUGUGUUUUUUUGGAAUCCGUGGAUGGCGCGAACUUUCAUUGGGCCUUUGUCAGAGGACGUGGGGUGAUGUUGAACGAUGGGAAGACCAGUGGGGUUGCUGUGCCAUCGUUGCAGGGUCAGAUUGGAAUGUUCCGUGAUGCUUUGAAAAGGGCCGAGAUUGAUGCGAGCAAAGUCGGAUAUGUGGAAGCUCAUGCUCCGGGCACCUGGGCCGGAGACCAGGUGGAGAGCAUUGCUUUGGGCAAGACCAUGGGGAGGUCUAAAGAGUCUGAGUACAAUGUUCCGUUGCCCAUCGGCUCCGUGAAGUCCAAUAUGGGACAUCUGGAAGGAGCUAGCGGCAUAGCUGGUAUCAUAAAGCUGGUAUUGAUGAUGCGCCAUGAGAGAUUGGUGCCGCUGUGCCCGAGUGCCUUUCAGGAACGCCGUGAGGAUGUUCCCUGGGACUCUUUGGGCAUUUUUCCGUUGGCAAAGGACAUGAGAUGGCCUCAGGGGCCGGUGGGUUUUGUGAGCUCCUUUGGCUUUGGGGGUGCUGGAGCAGUUUGCGGCUUCGAGCGGCCCCAAAAAGCGGAAGAGAAUCUUCAGUCGCAGUUUUGCUUUGUCUUCAGUGGCAUGGGCACGCAAGAGCCAAAGAUGUUGCAGAAACUACCCGGUGGCUUGAGACCAUUACUGGACUCGAUGUCCGAUCACCUGAAGAAGCUGGGAUUCUCCUAUGACCUUCUUGAACUUGAAGAUGAGAUCGACAAGCGAAAGAAAAGUGAUCAAGAUGACACAGAUCUUUCGCAAGUGGCCAUUUUUGCUCAUCAGGUUUGCCUGGCGCAUUGGCUGAUAGAGAUGGGAGUGAAACCUAGAAUUUGCAUCGGGCACAGCUUGGGUGAAGUCGCCGCAUUUUAUGUCGCAGAGCGCAUCUCGCUGGAGACUGCAGUGGCCAUCAUCUACCACCGUGCUCGGCGAUUGAGUUCUGUCAAGCCAGGUCGCAUGAUGGCGAUGAUGUUGGAUGACGGUGACAAUGCUCAGCAAAUCAUCCAGAGAGUUGCUCCAGACCUGGCUGUUGCUGCGUACAAUUCGGCAAAAGAUUGCGUCGUUGCAGGCACAGAGGAGUCUAUACAGGCAUUGAAGAGCUGGAUGUCGAAGAAGGGAAAGCGGUUUGUGGAGCUUCAUGGGGUGAAGAAGGCUUUUCAUUCUCAGCACGUGCAAGAGGCUGCUGACCAUUUGGUGCGCGAUGUCUCUGGCUUGGAUUUGAAACCGCCGUCAAGGUUUCCAAGGCGAUUAUUGGUUUCAACAGUGACUGGACGGUAUGUUGAAACUGCCAACGUGCAGCCGGCUGAAUGGGCAACAUAUUGGGGCCGCAAUCUGGAACAGCAAGUGGUUUUCUCCCAAGGCAUCAAGACCAUUUUGCAAGACAGCCCAGGCGCAACGUUUAUCGAGCUGGCCGGACGUUCUCACUUGUCCCGGUACAUUGAGAUGUCGACCCCCAAGCCACGCUGCCUUAAAAUAUCGUGGCUGCCAGGGGGCUUUGCACUCCGCCGACCCUGGGAUCGAGAAAUUAUGCGUUUGAGAGGAUCCAUCAUGGAGGAACAGGUCUUGUGGCCUGUGCAGAACGAGCACCCGUUGUUGGGAGCAGCGCUGGAUCUGGCAAUCGACUGUGGCAGACAGCAGGUGUUCGAAAAUGCACACUUUUCCAUAGAACGGGCUCCUUGGAUGGCAGACCAUGUCAUUCAGGGGCAAGUCAUUUGCCCCGGCAUGGCCUUCGUGGAGAUAUUUGUGGAAUGCGCGAGACAAACCGUGGAGGUGGAGCUUCCGGACAUUGAAAUCUGUGAUAUUCACUUCGAGACGACGCUGGCAAUGAAGAUGGCAAAGUCGGUAAAAACGCACACAUGUUUUGAUCUACUUGGGCGGAAUAUUACUUUCCACAGCAUGGCUGAGCGGAACGGCAAGAAAUGGCAACGACAUUGCCGAGCUACUGUGGCUCACAACGAUGCCCCUUGUGUUCACAAGUGUGACUUGCAGAAGAAGGCAAACGGCUGGCCAUCAAUUUCGUCUGAAGAACUCUACAAGAAGCUGUCCGAUUUCUUUCAGCUCCACAGAACCUUUCAGGGCAUUAGAAAAUUGUUUCAUCAGGCAGGGCAGACGGAAGUGAUUUGUGAAAUCUCCUUGGAUGAAGGGGAGAGACGCAGAGCUCAAAGCUUCAACAUUCACCCAGCGCUCUUGGACAGCAUCAUUCAGAGUGGGUUGGGGCUCAUUUGCGUUAGUGGCGGAGACUUCAGGGGUGUGCCCUUCCACUUGGGCAAGUUUCGUCUCAUGAAGAGGAGGGAGAACUUCCCGUGUGACCUACGCACAUGGUGUCAAGGAAGAAGUGUUGACAACGGCUUCUACCUCAAUGUCCAGGCUUUUGACAUGAAUGGCGAAAUUGUGUGCUCCGUCCAGGAUUUGUUCUUCAAAAACAUUUGGGCACUGGUGCCGAGCCCCACAGUCAAGCUGGAUCUAGAAUGGAGGAAACUUUGGGGCGACGACCUUGAGGCGGUGAGCAUGAAUGUGGAUAAGCAGCAUUGGCUAGUGAUUUGGCCUGGGCAAGAGGAAUUUUCUGAGCUGACUCUUUUUGAAGGUAUCAAGCAAGUGGUGCGCGCCACACUUGUGCGUGAGUUUCCUUUGGAGAGUGCCGCAUUGAAAGGGAUCACCCACACUGCUGUCAUUGCUGAAAGUCAGAUGACACAGGCGGGUUGGGCUUUGAUGGAAGAUGAGCAUGAUAGGUGCCUCAAUGGUUGCCGCAAUUUGUUUGGCCUUCGAGGGAUCGAGAAGAAUGGAAAAGCUAGCAACGUUAUGUCUCCUUUGAUUGCAAUGACCCUUCAGUGUUUGCAUUCGUUUGCGUAUAAGACUUGCCAAAUGUGUUGGGAUGGUGGACUUUGCAGCUGGCUGAGCCAGGAUCCAAUGUUGUACCUGGACAAAGCAUUUCACUUUAUUCGCUUCUACCAGUCUUGCGAUGGCUUGGGCAGGAGCUUGUCGAUCACCUUAAUUACUCAAGGAGGUGUUGCUUUGCCAGAUGAAGAACAGGAUGUAGAUCCAAUUCAGAACAUGAUAGGCCAUUCAUGUCUGACAAUGGCCCACGAGACAAACCAGCUUGCAAUUCGGUGGCUGGACAUGCCUCAUGUUUCAUCCAUGGGGUCUUCGAGAAAGGAAUGCGUUGAUGCAGUAGCAAGAUGCUUGAUCCAGUGGCCCCGCAGUUCCUCCGAGUUGGUGCUGCGUUUUGAAAAGGAUGGUGCGCAGUUGUUUGGUGCCUCCUUGCGUGAAACACCCUGGGAAGCGACCAGUCCUUUGAUUUGCCUGGAGACAGCCCCACUGGAGCAUACCCUUGAUUUGAAGCCAGGGCUUUCCUUCAGCGUGCAACAACAAUCCGGAGUGUACGUGUUGACAUGGUCUGGAGGUGAAACGUUUCCUUUGCCCUUUGACAUUGACCCUCACAGUGUGCUGAGACGCUUGAAGGAUUGGCUUGUGCCCGCACUUCUGCGUCAAUUUGACAUGGAGGGGCAACUCGUCUUGCUUCAGGGCAUUGUCGGCGAUCUGGAGAUCAACAGACUAGACAAGUUCUGUCAAAAGAUGAAGUGCACGAGGAUCCUGCUCAUUCACAAUGAGCUAGACAGCUCUCCCCAAAGUUGUGGGAAGGUGUUGAUGGUCAGUCCCACGGAUAUUUUGGAACAUGUGGUAAAGUUUGAUAACGACACCGGAUUCAUCAACCUUGCUGGCUCAGAUGAAGUCUUUGCGCAAAUUGGGUCCCUAUGCUCUGGCCACGUGACAAACCUGAACAGCCUGAGCUUGCGGGCGAUUUGCAAACUAUUGCCUGAGAGCAUCCGACUAAUCCUCCAGGAAGACCUGAUGAUGCGAAGCUUUGAUGCGCAGCAGACCACCCCGCUACCAGGGGCAAGUGUCCAGGUUCGUUCGGAUGGAACUUAUGUGGUCGCAGGUGGCACCAGGGGCCUGGGCUUGCAGCUGGCAAGGUGGCUCAAGGAUCACGGUGGGAAAAACGUCGUAAUCAUGGGAAGACACAGGCCGGAGGACUUGCCUGACAUGUUGCUUUUCGAGGAGUGCGACAUCACCGACGCUGACUUGGUGAGAGAGGUGUUGAGCAAGGUUCCUUCGCCGGUUUGUGGCCUGAUCUCUGUGGCUACGGAGUAUCACGACAAGCCGUUGGUUGAAGUCAAAUGUGCAGAGGACCUGUCACGGGCCAUCAAAGCCAAGACGCUUUGUUCCCUUCACUUGCACCAAGCCAGCCAGAAUCUGAACCUAGAUCGCAACAUUGAUUUUCUGGCAAUUUCCAGCAUCGCGACCCUCUUUGGAAGCCAUUCUCAAGCGGGCUAUGUCAUGGCCAAUGGGUAUGUUCAAGGCUUGAUGCAACACCGGCGCGCUAAAGGUCUGCGGGGCUGUUACAUGAACGUUGGAGUGGUCUCCGAUGUUGGUUUUGCUGCUGACCAUCCACAGAUCAUUCGUGAUUGGCAACGCCGUGGCAUUGCGCCGGUGUCCUCAGACAAGGUUUGUUUGGCUAUAGGACGAUUGCUGAUGUCGGGGCGCAACUCUUUGGCCUUUUCCUGCAAAGCCGAUACCAGGAGUUAUUUUCAGGCCUUUCCCCACUUGGUGCUCAACAUGGAAAAGCGGGGCAAUUUGAGCCGCUUGCGGGGUUUGAUGACAAGAGAGGAGUUUCAAGAUCUCAGAAACCUCUUGGAGGAUGCGGGAGAUUUGCGGCAAAGGCUCGGCAUCAUGAGCGCAGAAGACAAGGAGGAAUUUGUCAAGGAACAAGUGGCGAAGGUUGUCAAGUCGAAGCUAGACAUCAAUGAUUUCAGCGAGGGAGAUCCACUUGAGGAUUUGGGGCUGACUUCACAGACGGCAUCAAUGAUCCGGCAAGACCUCAACGCCAAAUUCCGGGUGAACCUUGAACAGAUGCUGGUGCUGACCGCUGGUGUACCAGAGAUCGCCUCGGGCAUCCUGUCUCAUUUAGAAAGCCAAUCUGAAGGGAAUAGGUGGUGGCAGCUCAUCGGCAACCAGGUGACCAAUCCCUCCUCGCUACUGCUUUGCAUGCCGCCGAAUGCAUCCGGCACAUCUGUUUACAAAUCAUGGCUUCAACAUACAACGGUGCCUGUGGUCUGUGGCACUCCUCCUGGAUGGGCGGACCGAUUGGAAGAGGGCUGCGUGGAGAACUGGUCAGAUCUGAUCCAGACUUUCUUCAAUGAACUGCAGCACUUCUUGCAGCAUCAUGGCUGGGGAGAAGUUCCGCUGGUGCUCUAUGGACAUUCCUUCGGCGCACUCAUUGUUGCGGCCCUGGCUGAGCGACUUGAAAGGGAAUGCAAAGAGGUGCAGCAUCUGGGCAUUGGAGCAUGGUGUGCUCCACAAAAGAGCUACAGAGAGCGGUACCCUGAACACAUGAAAGUAGACUUCGAGAAACUCAAGGAUCCCAAGGUGGACCUGCUUUUCGCAAAAGAAGAACUAAGACACUUUGAGUUUUUGCCCGAAGAAUUCUUCACGCACAGCGAUGGCGCGAUUCUGCAGACUGCACGUUGCGUUGCGGCAAGCCUCAAAAUGCUGCAACAAUCCUGGGCCUGUCCGAAGCUGACAUGUCCAAUAACCGCUUUCUGUGGCACUCAUGACCCAUUUGUGACCGAUAAAGACAUGCAGGGCUGGAACGGCAGCUCAGCACACUUCUGCUUGAGAACCAUAGAGGGCGGUCAUGCUUUUGUGCAUGCUAGGGGGAAAGAUAUUUGUCAAGAAAUUCUAGCGCAACAUGUACGCUAGGUGUUGCAUGUGUCAUUGCCACUUAAUUGAAACUGGAAACUGACAAACAUCUCUGAAUUGCAGACUGCUAUAUAUAGACUCCCACAAAAUUGUGUUUUGUUUGGAAUGCGCUUCGCUAUACAAGGCCAAAACCAAUUUUUGAGGUUGCUUGGCACCCAGACAAGCCGAUAGCUCGAGUGUAGAUAUUGGCAGGCAGGAUUGAUGAAUUGCAGGUGCUUCAACGGCACCAGUGCACGCUAGUGCGGCGUUUUUUUAGCGCAGUGUGCCAGAAGUGAAGUUCACUGACAUUCACUGACCAGUGGAAGUAGGAGUGGCAGUGGCAUGUAUAGCAUGUUGGGGUUUAAGUCUUGUUUCAGAUGUUUGUUGCAAACUCAAAUGCAUGAUCACCCCAUGGCAAGGGUGUGUUGCUAACGCUCCGCUCUGGUCUUGUCUCGAGUCGAGAGGUUGUUUACACUUCGAAGCAAGUGUGGUUUUUGGAAG